Molecule: messenger RNA, 1228 nt
Organism: Linum trigynum
Lineage: Eukaryota; Viridiplantae; Streptophyta; Magnoliopsida; Malpighiales; Linaceae
Source: the annotation of a GenBank genome assembly
GGCUACCAAUACCGAAAAGAAACCGGUUAAACGUUUAUCGGUUAGCAAUCGGUUAACAUCUGUACCGGAUAAAUAUAUUCUUAUCUCCCUUCUCCCUCAUCUCUCUUCCGUCUUCCCCAAAUCUGCCCCCUCUCUCUCUAAAGACCAUCUAAAUCCUCCGAUGUCUUCCCCGAAUCCUUUCAUCUCUGUAAAAGACCAUCUAAGACUAAACCCUCUCAUGCAAUCUUCGAUUGCUCAGCUUUGAAGGUCGGGGAGACGGAUGGAGAAAGAUGCAAGGCGGAGCGACGGUGACACUUGACGAGGAAAUUGAGGUGGCAAUUGGCGGCGACGAGGUAGAUGCGGAACAACGAUUCACGAUUGAGUGAGAUUCGUGGCUCCCAAUUCAGGGAGAGACACGGCGAGGAAGAUGAUUGUGUAGGGGCGACGAUGCAGAUUGCAGGGAAGCCAGUGGUUGGGAGACCACCCGAAAACCAUCUUCUUUCUCUGCGUCUGCCUUCCCAGAACCCAUUGAUGAGGCAGAGUUCCUCCUCGUGCCCAAUUUAGCCUCUGACAAUGCAAUUCAGGUAAAGGAGGCCUCCUCCGCGCGGCAGUAUCAGCGACAUUUGAAGUAGCAACGACCGUUCGGGUUCAGCGACGGUGAUGCCCGACCAGCGGUGCCCUUCUCUGGCGAGUGGUGAGUAGUGAAGGACGGAGGAAUCGCGGAAUGGAGAGGCGACAUGCAAGCUGUUGGAGACUCUUGGAUCUACUCACCGCUGCCUGGAAUUGCUUUGCCAAAGAUGAGUCGAAAGAGUAGAAGAUGAGAUGCUGGUGGCGGUUGAUUUUUCCAUGGUUGUGGGUGAUGGGGUGUAGAUUUAUGGGAGGGACAAGAGCGGAGAAGAAAAGCAGUGAGAAAACAAGGGAGGAAGGUUUCUUCGGAUUGAUUAAAGAUAGUCGGGUGAGUCCGUAUCAGAUAAUUGGAAUAGCGCCGAUUAUUUACCAAGACAUGAUCGGUAUACCGCAACUCCCCCAAGCUCCAUCGCUAACCGUCUCCACCCAGUUAACGGUGGUUAUCGGUACAGUUACCGGUUAAACCGUUAACCGGAUAACCGAAUCUCACCUCUAAUUUUUGGCGUAUUGGAUUAGAUUAUGACUAUAUGUAGCCGGUAGAUUGGGACAAAUAAGAAGAAACCACUACCGAUAGACUUAUUAUAUAUGUAGUUUAAACCAAUAAGAAAAAAAAAUAAUGGCC